Nicotiana tabacum (common tobacco) is the source of this 781-nucleotide messenger RNA. RefSeq names its product kirola-like. Gene Ontology annotation, biological process: defense response. The record is from RefSeq and is a predicted model, not a curated record. Lineage: Eukaryota; Viridiplantae; Streptophyta; Magnoliopsida; Solanales; Solanaceae.
UAAAGAGUUUCCUUUGGUGUGCUUUAUCCAUCAAACUUUCUAAUAGUUCUAUAUUAGAAUUGAAAAUAUUUAUUAUUAGACAUGGGUUUGAAAGGAAAGUUGAUUUCACAAAUAGAGAUAAAAGGUUGUGGGGAUCUCUUUCAUGAAAUGUUUAGGCACAAACCACAUCAUCUUCCUAAUGUGACUCCAGAUAAAAUUCAAGCUGUCGAUUUGCAUGAAGGAGAUUGGGGUACUGUAGGCUCCGUCGUCAACUGGAAUUAUACUAUCGAAGGACAAACCAAGGUAGUGAAAGUGGUUGUUGAAGCCAUAGACGAGGAGAAAAGGCUAGUGACAUUCAGCGCAUUUGAAGGUCAUUUAAUAGAGCAAUACAAGACCUUCAAGGCAACUGUUCAUAUUGAGAAUGAAGGAGAAAACAACUUGGUCUUAUGGACUAUAGAGUACGAGAAGCAGAAUGAUGAAGUUUCAGAACCCUUCUGUUAUUUGGAAUUUGCCACUAAUCUCACCAAAGAAGUUGAUGCCCACCAUGUCAACCAGUAGGUUGAGAUAUAAUUGAUUUUCUUUAAAUUGUUGUGAAUAAGGAGAGUUCAAGAAUUUAAGUGGUCGUGCUUGUUGAUGUUUGUGUUUCUCAUAAACAUGUUUGCUUAGCUGUGUUUUAAAUAAAGAUGUUUGAUUUGUUGUGUUUCUUGUUAAAAUAUUUGCUUCGUUGUCUUCGUGAAAUAAGUAUGGUAUAUGUAUCUUUUCAAGAAGAAGGAAUUAUAUUUGGAUGCUUUGAUUUUGUGAA